Chaetomium fimeti is the source of this 1765-nucleotide messenger RNA. RefSeq lists its product as uncharacterized. Gene Ontology annotation, cellular component: vacuolar transporter chaperone complex; fungal-type vacuole membrane. Gene Ontology annotation, biological process: polyphosphate metabolic process; vacuolar transport; microautophagy. The record is from RefSeq and is a predicted model, not a curated record. The coding region runs from base 142 to 1638 and encodes 498 amino acids. NCBI's taxonomy places the organism in Eukaryota, Fungi, Ascomycota, Sordariomycetes, Sordariales, Chaetomiaceae. The transcript is spliced from 3 exons.
AAAAUUCCACUCCCGUCUUGCGUAGGAAUUCCAAUUGAAUUCAAAAGAGCAUUUGGUUGCCUGCCGCCGUCGCCCAUAGCAUUCCCCCACCAACCGCCACCCGCGUCGUCACCAAGCCAUUGCGCAACGGGGUGAGCAGGAAUGAAAUACGGAGAGCAGUUCGAAAAGGAAUCUGUGCCACAAUGGAGCCUUCAUAACAUCGACUACAAUUCGCUGAAGCAUCACAUCAAGGUGCACACGACCCGGGACCAAGCCACGGCAAUAGCGAUACCGGGCCGCCCAAAUACGGCUCUUCAUAAGUUUGAAGACGACUUCUACUCGGAGCUAUGUCGACAACACGACCGGGUGGAGCUGUUUGUUUCGAGCAAGGCCGAUGAGAUCGCAAGGCGGCUGCAGCACCUUUCGAGCCGACUACACCGAUUAAUUCUACGAUGCGCAACCUCAGGGCGGGACCGCAUGUCCCUGAAACGGCGGCAGCGGUUCGCCAAAUACGAGCAGAUACUACUACAAUGCGGCGACGACAUCAAGUCUCUCCAGCGCUUCGUCAAUGCCCAAGUGGUCGCCUUUCGCAAGAUCCUUAAGAAGUAUAAAAAAUGGACGGGCUCGUCGACGCUGGGAGCCCGCUUUAAAGAGGGUAUCCUAUCACAUCCCAAGAGCUUCACCAAGCGCGACUUCGGCCAGCUACAGUCACACCACGACGAUCUGCUACAGACACUACAUGCAGCAUUACCCGCCGGCGGCAUCGGCCUGCCAGAACCAGAACCCGAACUCUCGCGCCCGCCCACCGCGCAGCUCUCGCCGAGCGACACGAUUGUCGCCCCCGAAUCGCAAGGGUACUGGAACGAAUACGAGUGCGGCAGCGAAGCAGGUGACUUCGACCGCAAUGCAGACAACGAUUACGCUAUCUAUGUCGACCCCGACCAGGACACCAGCUUCCCGGGUUUUAAGACUCUCGGGGUGUUCUUUUCCAAACCCAUUACCAAGCUAACAGCCUGGAUAACCUUCCACCCCGAAUCCGAUUACCCAACCACCGACCUCGAGCGUGGCCCCCUCCUUCCCACCCACACCACCGCCACCACCUACGGCUCGACCACCACCCCACCAGAACCAAGCUACUUCAACAGCCCCCACGGCGGAACCAACACCAACACCACCGACACGGACUUGGACGAUGACCGGACGUCGUCCUCGCGGCAAGCGUCUAACCACCAAAGCCGUCGCGGCUCUGUCAACAGGGGCUACACAUCGUCCUCGGACGAUCAGAUGUUCUUCCCGUCCGGCUACAGCACGCAUUACGCGGCGCUGCCGAGCAUAGAGGACCAGCGCGUGGUGCGGUACCGGGAGCGGGUGCUGCGGUGGGGGACGUGGGGGUGCUACGGGACCGCCUUCGUCCUGAUGGGCAUCGCGGCCGUGCUGAUCGUGGCCGGGCGGCAGAAGAUGAGGCUCGAGGUCGACGCGGGGGUCAUCCUGGGGAUCAUGGCGAGUCUGGGGCUGGCGUGCGGCGGCCUGUGCAUGACGAGCUCGCGGACCGAUAAGCUGGGGCUGCUGGGGCGGAUGGCUGUUUGGUCGGCGUUUGUGGUGGUUUGUGUGGCGGACGGCAUAUUGCUGGUGCUGCUGAUGGGGAAUGCGAGGAUAUGACGUGGAGGGGUCUAAGGGAACGGCUGGUCGGGAUUGUUCGCAUGGCGUCUAUUCCGUUUCUUUCGUUUUUUUUUCAUGGUUUUCUUUUUAUCAUUUUCUUUCUUUUUGCAUACCUCACGACUCGACA